Messenger RNA from Megalopta genalis, 2662 nucleotides. RefSeq names its product UDP-xylose synthase (gene Uxs). Gene Ontology annotation, biological process: D-xylose metabolic process. Gene Ontology annotation, molecular function: UDP-glucuronate decarboxylase activity; NAD+ binding. Lineage: Eukaryota; Metazoa; Arthropoda; Insecta; Hymenoptera; Halictidae. The record is from RefSeq and is a predicted model, not a curated record. Gene Ontology annotation, cellular component: cytoplasm.
CAGAUCGCAGCACCGGUUCACGUCAAUAAACGAAAGACUGCAUAUGGUACAUACGAAACGCGAUGUAUCAUGUCAAGAGCUGCAAUGUAAUAGGUUAUGUUUUUUAAUUGUGCUCUCCAAAAAAUGACACACUUGAUACGGUUGACUGUUGGCUACCGCUUUCACCGCAUAAUGUCGUGUUGACAAUCUGCAGUGUAUGGACAGGAGGGAUUAACGCAAGUUCCUUUACCCAAGACAUGUGCAACGUUAAAGUAUGGUUGUCACUCCACGAAAGAUGAAACAGGUUGCCUUUUCCGUAAUUUGUAUAAUAAUAGUGUUAGGACUCUACAAGACAGUAGUUUAUCCACAAGAAGAACAAUCUUUUCAUAGAGUACAUCCAAGAGAGCGUAAACAUCACAUAAGUGAUGUAAAUGACAUAGAAACAGAAAAUCAAAAGGUGCAAGACAUUGAGGAGGAUGCACCCCUUGCCGAUAUCAAAGACAUUGAAGAAGCAAAGUCAAGGAUUAGAGAUUUGGAGGGUAAAUUGCAGCAUUUGGAGGCUAAAAUUGAGAACAGUGUGUCCAAGGAUUUUCCAACAGUCAAGUUCCUUAAUUAUAAAAACCGGAAGAGAAUUUUGGUUACUGGUGGUGCCGGUUUUGUUGGCUCACACCUGGUUGACCGUUUAAUGUUGGCUGGUCAUGAAGUAAUAGUUGUAGAUAACUUUUUCACUGGAAGAAAACGCAAUGUGGAACAUUGGGUUGGCCAUGAGAACUUUGAACUAGUUCACCAUGACAUUGUAAGACCUCUCUAUCUAGAAGUAGAUGAAAUAUACCAUCUUGCCAGCCCAGCUAGUCCUCCACACUAUAUGCUUAAUCCAGUGAAGACUAUUAAAACAAAUACUUUAGGCACAAUAAAUAUAUUAGGUCUUGCAAAACGAGUAGGAGCAAGAGUCUUAAUAGCUAGUACGUCUGAAGUAUACGGAGAUCCUAAUGAACAUCCUCAGUCGGAAACUUACUGGGGCCAUGUAAAUCCUAUAGGUCCAAGAGCUUGUUAUGACGAAGGUAAACGCGUGGCAGAGACACUAAGCUAUGCUUACAUGAGACAGGAAGGUGUUUCAGUGCGCGUGGCGCGAAUCUUCAACACAUUCGGGCCUAGGAUGCACAUGAACGAUGGUCGCGUGGUUUCUAACUUCAUCCUACAAGCAUUGCAAAAUGACUCGAUUACGAUAUAUGGUAGUGGAAAACAGACACGGUCUUUCCAGUAUGUGUCCGAUCUAGUUGACGGACUAGUAGCCUUGAUGGCUUCUAACUAUACCCAACCUGUGAAUAUUGGAAAUCCUGUAGAACAUACGAUAGAAGAAUUUGCACUUAUAAUUAAAGAUUUAGUCGGUACGAUUAGCAAAGUAGUCGAGCUUGCUGCGGUCGAGGAUGAUCCUCAACGGAGAAGACCAGACAUAACAAGAGCCAAGAAGUAUCUGAACUGGGAGCCCAAGGUUCCUCUAGCCGAAGGACUUAAAAAGACGAUCAUGUACUUCGCUAAAGAGCUGCAGAGAACGAAGCACUCGCAGAGAGCUAGUUUCAUGCAAACGUCAUACAAAAAUGAUCAUGAUAUAGUAGAGCAACUGUAGAGACUAGAAAGUUAACACGAUUAAUUGAUCCACUUCUAAGAGUGGCUUGAAAGUGCCAUUAUGCUAUGGACCACUAUGUGCCAAAAUAUUCCCCGUCCAAAUUGAAUUCCGUAUAAUUUUUUACAUCGACGAGUACAUGAUCCUCAUUUGUCAACGAAUAACGAAUUUUCGUCACGGCGUUCAUGUCUCAUACUUACGUUUCUUAAUUUCACUUCAGCUUCGUUGAAACUACGUUCGUCAAGCUGUGUCCGUUUAUAGAGUUCCGUUAAUUACCGCGUACAGGUAUAUUUGCCUCGAAUGGCCACGAAUCGCUACUUAUUUCGCGACGGAAUGGAGAAUAAUAAUCGUGUUUCCGACAUUGUCAAUCUUUUUCAUAGAAAUGUCUAGAUCGCUAAACGCUCGCAACUCUUUGUUAUAGGUCAGAAAAACUCGUACGAUCGCUCGCCGGUGCUGGUGGAAGUUAUUCAUAUCCUUUCUACUUUUCGCGAGUAUCUAGGAUAAGCUAUUGCGAACAUUUGAUAUAUCGUGCUGUUUUUACUUAAUGUUUCAAUGUAGCCGAUUUUCCUCGGGCUGUAUGUACAUGUUCAUCGUGUUCUAUCGAAUUUCUUUAACGAACUCGUAUAACAUAGAUAUACGUAAUCAAUAUGAACAAGUGCGGUUAGUCAAUUUCUUAUGGAGUGUUUUCGUCACCGCAGUUUUGUUAGAGACAUAGAAACAGGAGGCGUACCUCGGCGUUUCCGUUCAACGAAACUGGAACCCCGAACCUAUGUAUUAUAAAAUAAUACUCGUACUGUGUGAUAUGUAUAUGUCUACGUGUACACGGCACAAGUGUGCUGUACUGUAAUAUUUGAGAGCGUGUAAACAGGAAAGUAAUUUUAUACUUUAUGAAUAACUGUACGCGGGUAACGCGGAGUGAACAGCUUUGUCAAGACGUAUUCUCGUCAUCGUAGCAGUUCCAUAGGGUUUAAUUUAUAUACGAGUAUUCCGGCAAGGGUGCUGUUUGCAUCCACCAUGUAGGAUAUACUAUAAAAUAUAAAAUCAAUGUUUACACUGCAA